AUGGAGGGCUUGGUGGACACUUUGCGAGAGAGAGAAGACUAUCACAAGCCUGGAGGAGAGAAAGUAGAAAGGGCUGGUGGUCGCCAGAGAAUUCGGGUGGCGGCGAACAAGACUGCCGUGGACGAAAAGGUGCCGGAGAAAGAUUGUAUCGGUGAAGACUCUGUGAUCGUUGUUGAUGAUUCGUCUUUGGAAUUAGAAAUCGCAAAGAUUCGUGGAAGAUGGGAACUGGCAUCUGUUCUCAAUUUUCUGACCCUCUUUGAGCCACUUAUGGGUAGUGAUUUGAAGUUAACGGCAGAGGAGAUCGAGAUUGGUCUUGUUACGCCCAACAGUUCGCUUACUCAACUUCACAUUAAGCUAUUGAAGGUUUCUGAUUCUUAUCAUUAUGAAUGGGGUGAUACUGUGUCUGGUUAUGUGCCUAGAUAUGUUUAUAAUCAUAUUGAUUGUUUUACAACCAUCUUAUCUGCUUGGUACUUCUGUUGUUUCGUUUUAAACUCUGGUAUAACCUAUGCUUUCUGUCCACAGCAAAGUGAUGCUGUAUCAUAUAUUAAUGACUCUUUGAAAAAAGGAACUGAAAUGUCCUGUUUCCGCAAAGAUAAGAUUGGGGGAGAUGGAAAUGCAACCUCUUACUGGUGCGAUGGAAAUGCAGUUGUUGGCCAUAGAUUGUAUAAGGAAGUAAAGAAGAUUGAGACAAAGUCAAAAAAGAAGGGGAAAAACUCUAAUAAUCUACUGGCUAUCUCCCUUCAGUGGGAAACCAUAGCAACCAAUCUUAAGGAAUUUCGAGAAGUUGUGGAUAAACUUUCAUCUAGCAAGAUUGUGGGAGAAAUUGCUGUUGGCAAAACUAUUGAAACCAAAUUUCUCCCUGUUGUUGAGAAAUUUCAGAAUAAGAAAGAAAGGGCACUCAAACAAAAAGAGAGGUAAGAAAGGCUCCUGAAUGAUUUUAGAUCCUAUGAGACUGGGAUUACUUGUUCCGGCCGCAGUCGAAGGCCUGUUAGUUACACAUUUGAUGAGUAUGAUCUUGUGAUUGAUGAGGCUUUAGAAAUAACAAAGAAAAGGAAGACAGAGCAAAGGAACGAGAAGAAGCAUAUUUAGCAGGAAAAAUUUCUGUCUGAUGGCGAUUCAGACACAGGUGCAGACUUGAAAGACAGUCAUAUGGAAAAUAGUGAUUCAGACAUGGGGACAGACUUAAAAGAUGAAAAUAUUAAAAAUGGUGAAUCCUCGGACAGUGAAUCUCAAAUUCAACAAAAUAAUACUGAUGAUGACGAUGGUGAUGAUGAUUAUGACGGCAAAAGUAGUAAUAAUGAUAAUGGCAAUGAAUCUGGCAAUUCUGGUGAGGAAAAGGACGUACUUUGUGACAGGAACUGUUCAGAAGCGUAUACGUCACAAUGUAGUAAAAGGCUGGCUGGAGUUAUGAACCAUCCUGUUAUGGAAACGAGCAACUUGGCUACAAAGAAUAGGUUGAGGCAGAGACCCACUUGUAACUCUACACUUGAUUCUAUUGUUCCAGAUUCAGAGGAUGAAAAAUUGUCAGAAAACACAAAAGGUGAGACGUCUGAAGGCGAAGUUUUAUCACCUGAAGCUAAUUCAGAAGAGUCCAUUGAUGGUUAGUAACUUAUAAACUGAAGGAAAUUUUGGUGCACAUUUGAAAAUGUUGUGGAAAUAUAUUAUUCUCCUAGUCCAGACUGUA
Molecule: messenger RNA, 1684 nt
Organism: Hevea brasiliensis (rubber tree)
Lineage: Eukaryota; Viridiplantae; Streptophyta; Magnoliopsida; Malpighiales; Euphorbiaceae
Product: DDT domain-containing protein DDR4
Biological process (GO): regulation of DNA-templated transcription
Cellular component (GO): RSF complex
Source: RefSeq, a predicted model, not a curated record